CCUGCCCCGUUCCGGCCCCUGCAGACCUCCGACAUGGACACCUCGCGCUCGCCGUCGCCGCAGUUCGCGCCACAGAAGCUGACGGACAAGCCCCCGCUGCUCAUCCAGGACGAGAAUGCCACCAGAAUCGAGCGGGUGAUCGACAACAACACCACGGUAAAGAUGGUGCCCAUCAAGAUAGUGCACUCAGAGAGCCAGCCGGAGAAGGAGAGCCGCCAGGCGCUGGCCCGCGUCCCCGAGCCGCCUCCGCUGCCCCGGGGCCUUGAGCGGGACCAGAUCAAGACGCUCAGCGCGUCCGAGCAGUCCUACUCACGCUUCUGCCCCUAUAGCCGCCAGGGCACCGAGCCCCAGCCCCCCGCCAGCACCCCAGGGCCCCCUGCCAAGGACGACCACGCCUCCCCUCCUGCCCUCAGCUACCUGAAGGCCAAAGACAGGACCGCCGACGACCUCAAGUCAGAGGAGCUGGCCCGCGAGAUCGCGGGCAGGGAUAAGUCGCUGGCGGACAUCCUGGACCCAGGCGUGAGGAUGAGAACCACCAUGGACCUCAUGGAGGGCAUCUUCCCCAAAGAUGAGCACCUCCUGGAAGGCGCGCAGCAACGGAGGAAGCUGCUCCCCAAGGUGCCCUCGCCCAGGAUGGCGGAGGAGAGGAGGGAGGAGACCAUGCUGGCGGCCGCACCCUUGGCCACCAACUCCGCCUACUACAGCACCUCGGCCCCCAAGGCGGAGCUGCUGAUAAAGAUGAAGGACCUGCAGGAGCAGCAGGAGCCAGAAGAGGACUCCGGCAGUGAGUUGGACCGCGACCUGUCAGUCAAAAAGGAGCUCAUCGAGAGCCUCAGCCGCAAGCUGCAGGUGCUGCGGGAGGCGCGGGAGAGCCUGCUGGAGGACGUGCAGGCCAACAGCGCGCUGGGUGACGAGGUGGAGGCCAUGGUCAAGGCCGUGUGCAAGCCCAAUGAGUUUGACAAGUUCCGCAUGUUCAUCGGGGACCUCGACAAGGUGGUGAACCUCCUGCUGUCGCUCUCCGGCCGCCUGGCCCGCGUGGAGAACGCCCUCAACAACCUGGACGACAGCACGCCUCCGGGCGAUCGGCAAUCCCUGCUCGAGAAGCAGCGCGUCCUGAUCCAGCAGCACGAGGACGCCAGGGAGCUGAAGGAGAACCUGGACCGCCGGGAAGGCAUCGUCUUCGACAUCCUAGCCAGCUACCUGGGCCCCGAGAGCCUGGCGGACUACGAGCACUUCGUCAAGAUGAAGUCAGCGCUCAUCAUCGAGCAGCGCGAGUUGGAAGACAAAAUACACCUGGGUGAGGAGCAGCUGAAGUGCCUGUUGGACAGUCUGCAGCCAGAGAGAGGCAAAUGAGGGCGCACCCAACCCCCACCCCACCCGGCCCUCCCCGGAGGAGGAGGAGGACGCGGAUGGGGUUGGCGGAGUCAUCCGCUCUGGUCCUGUGGAUGCCGCUGAAAACCGUAGCCUGUAUUUACGUCCUAUCGCUGGGGGUCAGGGGUUGGGGGGGGGGUGUCCUCUCACGGCCAGGUGGCGGUCAGCAAAGUAAUAACUUAUAUGUGUGCGUUUGGGAUGAGUUCUUUAAUUCUUAGGUUCCCUCUUGGAAUGCUGAACAGAGCAGCUCCCCCCUGCCGCUUGGCCGCCGUGGCCCGGAA
Messenger RNA from Odocoileus virginianus texanus, 1652 nucleotides. The record is from RefSeq and is a predicted model, not a curated record. NCBI's taxonomy places the organism in Eukaryota, Metazoa, Chordata, Mammalia, Artiodactyla, Cervidae.